Messenger RNA from Episyrphus balteatus (marmalade hoverfly), 2861 nucleotides. Its product is annotated as ankyrin-3-like. Lineage: Eukaryota; Metazoa; Arthropoda; Insecta; Diptera; Syrphidae. Gene Ontology annotation, molecular function: protein binding. Gene Ontology annotation, biological process: protein localization to ciliary inversin compartment. Bases 184 to 2826 code for a protein of 880 amino acids. The record is from RefSeq and is a predicted model, not a curated record. Gene Ontology annotation, cellular component: ciliary inversin compartment. The transcript has 2 exons.
AUCAAAACAAAACAAAAUCGUUGGAAUUUUUGGUAGUCAACAAGUGUGUUUGAUUGGGAAAGGACAUUUUUUGUGCAAGCACGAGAUUAAACAAUAAACAACUUUUACCACGGAAACCAUUAUCUUAAUCGCCAGACGGUUCUCACUUCCAUUAAAUUCAUAAAUUAAUUAAAUUUAUGUGCAAUGACGGAAAUAAAUAGAGAUCUGCAUCAUGCUGUUAGCUAUGGAAACCUAGAGAUUGUACGAGCCUUAAUUAAUCUACAUGGAAUUCAUAGUUCCGAAUCACAUGGAUAUGUUCUUCUUCGUGAAUCGAUCAAGCUCCAGCGCAAGGAAAUAACUAAAUUCCUUCUAAUCAGCGGAUCGAGAGUAAAUAGUAAAAGAAAUCGAUCAGUUCGUUCAAAUACACCACUUCACUUUGCUAUUCAAAAUGGUGACAUUGAAAUUACACUAAUGCUUCUAGAUCACGCUGCUGAUAUUAACGCACGAAAUGAAAGUGGUUUAUCACCCCUCCUAAUAGCUAUUCAAGAAAAACAAGAAACUAUUGUUGAUAUACUACUGAAAAGAGGAGCUAUUCUUAAUACUUGCAGCAAAGGUAUAAGUCCUCUUCAUCAUGCCGUUGAAAUGCGCUUAUGCAAUAUAACUGAAAAACUUUUACAAUUUGGAGCCUAUGUAGAUUCAAAGGCAAAUUUGUAUCACAAAAAAGAAUAUACACCGCUUCACUGUGCAACUGAAAAUGGAGAUUUAGAAAUUGUAAAGGUUCUCUUAAAAAAAGGAGCAAAUGUGAAUUUUAAGACAGCCGAUGGACUUACAUCUCUGCAUUUAGCAUGUAAAACUGGAAAUGUAGAAAUAAUCGAUUUACUUUUAAGCAGCAAUGCCGAUAUUAAUGCGCGUGAACAUAAUAAGUUAACACCACUCUACAUAGCUGUGGAAAAUUCUCGCAGAGAAGCUGCUAAAUUGUUAAUGGAUCAUGGAGCAAAAAUCAAUGAUGAAUUCGAUAACGGGAAAACCAUACUAAGUUGUGCUGUUGACAAACGCUUAUCAUUGAUAGUCAACGACAUUCUACAAUACUCUCCAGAUGUCAACAACAUAAUAAACAAAAAAUCUUUAAAAACUGCCCUAAGUAAACGUAAUGGUUAUUCAGAAAUUGUUGAAAAUAUGGUAAAAUAUGGUUUUUCUGAUAAUCAUGUAGACAUAAAUGAUACCGCUUUGCUGCAUAAUGCUAUUAAAAUGGGUAAUACUAAAACUAUUGAAGAUCUAAUAAAUUAUGGACUAAACUUGACUUGUAAAAAAAAAGAAAAUUGCAUCGUUUUGCACAUUGCUAUAAAACAUAAACAGUUUGAGGUAGCGAAACUCUUGCUUACCCAUGGAGCUGAUGUAAAUGCCAAAGAUGAAAAUAAAAAACCUCCUAUAUACUAUUCUGUAUAUAACUCUGAUGUUAACAUGACUAAGCUUCUACUAUCCCAUGGAGCAAAUAUUCAAAAGAGUCCUGAACUGCUUGGGAUUGCUACAAAUAAAGUUUGUAAAGAAAUUAUUGAAAUUCUACUUGAAAAUGAUGUUGACAUUGAAGGUACGGAUAAGUUUGGAAGAACAGCCUUACACAUGUGUGCGUCACAAGAAUAUGACGUAUUCUUUGAUAUCCGUAAAAAUAGCCCGGAUAGCCCGGAGGUCAAGUUAGCCAAGGCAGAAAUAGCACAAAUACUUCUAAUCAAUGGUGCAAAUGUUAAUGCUAAAACUACCAUAGGUAAUUAUACCGCUCUUUGGUUGGCAUGUGCAAAAAAAUCUAUAAAUCUUAUUGAAGUUCUUUUAAAAUAUGAAGCUGAUGUGAAUAUUCCAAUGGGUUUUACACCAUUGCAUAUUGCUACUGAAAGUGGAAACGAAACUAUUAUUGAAAUGCUUUUGAAGAAUAACACGAAUGUUGUUAAAUCAAAGCAAGAAAAUGGUGAUACAGCUCUUCAUAUUGCUGCCAGAAGGGGUCACAAAAAUGCUUUGCAAAUAUUGAUAAAAUAUGGAGCAGAUGUUAAUUUAAAAAACAAUAAACGUGACACUGCGCUACAUUUGGCUGCAAAAGGAAAUAACUAUGAAAUAGUUUCGAUUCUCUUGAAACACAUGUCUAUAAUCGAUUCCCAAAAUAUUGAUGGGAAUACUCCGCUUCAUAUUGCCGUUGGAUUAGCGAAAACCGAUUAUAUACACGAUCUUCUUAAUUUCGGAUCAGAUAUUAAUAUUUUGAAUAACAAUAACUGCACAGUUAUUGAUUUGGCAAAUGAUUUGGAUUAUGAUAUGAGCGAUGACUUUAUUGACGAGGACGAUGAUGGCCUAGAGGACGAAGAAAGAUUUGCUGAUCGUGAAGAUGAGAAAAUCUACAUUCUUCAAACUUUACUAUCGCAUGCAAUAACCUUAAAAGCUGUUAAUUUAUAUUCUGCCAAAACAGAUUUGUUUUCGUUUUUAGAUGAUAAUACCUUGUUGGCAUUUUUGCAAGAGGAUUGCAAAAUCGAAAUAAAACUUCUAAAGGUUGAUAAAAUUGCUGCGAAUGCAAGAUUAAGUUUUUAUGAUAUUUUGACAAAGAGUAUUCACUCAUUGGCAAGAUGCGUUAGAAAUGAAGAUGUUGUUCGAAUUUUUUCAUCAGAUAAUUAUAAAAAAAAGUUUCCAAUAUAUGCUGGCAUAAUUGAAAGAAAUUUUAAAAAAGCCACUCAAAGGCGACAUUUACUAGAUUCAGCAUAUGGGUUUUUUAAAUGCUAUUUUAAAAUGCCAAAUAAAUGUUCUGAUCAAAUACUUAGUUACUUAAGUAAUGGUGAUUUAGAAAACAUUAAAGACUCAUGGAUAAUUUGAAAACUCAUAACAAUGUUUUUCUCUCAGUAAUACGA